UGCUAUGUUCGUUUGUUUCGGAAUGGAAGAGUCUUCUGCUGGAAUGUUAUUCAACUAAACUCCAUUACCCAGAAGGCCGUGCGACCUUCAACCUCCAACUGUAAAGCGACUUGGGUGAAACUCAAAUCACAGGCGGGAGCUUACCGCUUAAGCGUCACGUACCCCGAGCUCCGGCGCAUUUAAACGGUUGUUAUCUUGUUCAAAGCCGCCAUUAUUCGUUUUUAUUUCCUCCGAAUGACAUUGUGAUAUAAAAGCGCUAAGUUUAAUCGGUCUUUUCAGUGAAGUAAAGAAUUACAACGAGUUUAGACCUAAACAGCAGUGACGAAACUCACCGAGGGGCGGCGAACAACUCAACAGUUUGAAGAUGAUUCUGAAGGGACAGAAACGGAAACUCGACCCAGAGGAUGUGGAGGUCUCCGAACCGAGCAGUCCUGUGUGGGAGAGCCAGCGACAGUUUGUCUUCUCCGUGUCCCUGAACAAGUAUCAACGUGGCCAGGAGCUACCGGAGCCCAGCCUGCGCCGGUCGGUUCUGAUAGCCAAUACGCUGCGGCAGAUCACCCUGCCCUCUGCAAACAGGGAGGAGUUGCAGCCUCCAUCUGGCUCUUUGUGUAGACUCCAUGCAAAAGAGCGGGAAAGUAUUUUCACUGAGUCAAAGCCCAACUCAGUGUUAAUGGCCGGGGAUCCUAUGUGUUCUUUAAAUGGCUCUCCACUUACAAAUUGCUACCAUUCAGGCGACUCGGGCGUCACUACAACUGGAGACGAUGAAGAUGAGGACUGGGGAUCCAUGUCCACAGACUCUGACCUCUCCCUUUCAGCUGCCAUUUCCUCCAUUCUGACUGCGCUGGACUCUACCGUUGAUGGCAGCCCUCAGGCAGCUCCACGGACACCUCUCAGGUCCUUGGAGAACCUCUCAGGCUCCUCUGAGAGAGGUUCAGCGUGGGUAAAACAUGGAACCAGAGCCGGCGGCGUCAGCUGUGCGCCGCAGGGAGAGGAAAAGGUGCAGGAGAGCUGCGCAGAUGUAGGAAAACCCAGCUAUCUGAACGACAUCCUGAUGGAAGAUCUGUUCCAGGAUGUAGACCCAUCUCUCCUGGAGAGGGACAUGGGAGGGCUCGGGAUCCGAAGCAGCAGGGUUGGAUACACAGCUGAAGAGGAACUCAUUCACUAUUUGCCUCCUUCCUCUUCCUCCCACCCUUUCUCCCUUUCUCUCAAUUCCAAUUUGAAGUGUUUGCCUUCAUUCUCCUCCUUCAGUCCGUUACUCUCCUCUCCCUCACCUUCCUCACCUGAAUCUGCAUCUUUCUCCAGUCAGAAUCAAGCCAGAGACGAAUUUGAGCUGGAGCAUCUGAUGAAGAUUCUGGUGGAAUCUUGACAAGUUUAUCUUUAAUUUAAAAAAAAAAACCUUUCAUUAUCAAUAAAUAUCCUCUAACUUAGUGGACUGAAGUCAGAAGGCGAAUUUGGCAGCAUUUUUCUUGACUUUUCUAUAUUAACUCAAAGAAUGGUGCAUUAUGGUAUUUAGAAAGUAGUAAGAAUGCUGUGGAAACGGUGGAUGUCCAAGACAGAAAAGGACAAGCAGGACAAACUUGGGAAGCUUUUGGUUUAAAAAUAAAAAUGUGGAAGUCGAGUCACAAUUAAAAACUGUUUGUAGCAGGAAAGAAUCAGUCUUUUUUCAUUGCUAAGCAGUGAGUCAGUGAAUCAUGAACCAGUAAGCUGCAGUUUAAGCGUGACUCAGAUGAUAGGAACUGUGGCUUGGUACCGACAUGAUCCAGUCAGAGGGAAUGGUUUAUUGAAGCAGUACCAGGAACUGAACAGAAGAUGGCGCCAAUCACUAACGUGUUCAGGCAGAGAAAUGAUGAGGGAAAAUCUCUUGUCCAACGAAGGUCUGGUGUCGGUUCUGAUCAUGUGAAUUGGCUGAAACACUACAUUAUGGGUCAGAUCUUCUGGGAAGAAAUCGGUUUACAUCAAGUGAUGUCAGGAAGCUGUGCUUUUGUUUUUUUCUAUUUUGAGAACAGGUUUUGUUAUUAUUGAUAUUAGAGUUCCUUUGGGAGCUCAACUUGCUGUUUUGGAUGAAGAGUUUACUCUGAGUCUAAAGGUGGUUGCUAGUUGUUCCUCAGAGCUCUAUGCAUGUGUUCCUGUCUUUUUAAACAACAAUUUUAAUCAAAUAGGCAUCACAGCGCUGUUAUUUUAUACGAGUUCCUCGUUAGCUUGGAUGUUGCAGCACAGACCACUGCAACAUCUCGUGUUGGACUGAUCGGUCGGUGUUUAUCAUCAUAGUUUCAGCCAUAUUGGCUCCUAGAAACCCAGCGGUUCUACCUUCCUUCCUUUCUGAGAACCCUUCGUUCAUUUCAACGGUGUCGAGAUGUUAUACGGUUUACUUGUCAAUAAUAUGCAUUUGUCUCAACCAUGUUAGUAUUUUACUAGGCAGUGAUAAUAAAACAAAAGGUCCUUUCAGUUGCAGUGUUCUUAUUUGUUCUGUUCUAACUUCCAUAUUUAAUUGUACUGUUAAGCAUUCAACCCAGCAUUGUUGGAGUGCGAAUGGGAGAUAAAUGGUUUGAGGAAGCACACGAUAACUUCUGGUGAGGUUUCUGUAAUUUGCAUCCAGUUCAUGGAUUAAAGUUGCUUCCAUGCAGAGUUUCUUUGUAUUUAGCUGCCCUGCAGCCUCAAACUAUAGACGGUUUGUGUUGUAAACGAGAUGUUUUAUUUAAUGUUGACAAAUCGGUGUGUUAAUAAACCGCCAUGGCAGUUUUAUUUACUUUUAUUCUAAUGUUUUAAUACUGUGCAUUUAGCCCAUUCGUUUUAAAAUUGAAUGUUAACCUGUGCAGAUGUCAAUAAAGAUUAAAAUGAAAA
Messenger RNA from Girardinichthys multiradiatus, 2841 nucleotides. It is a transcript of the gene sertad3, whose product is annotated as SERTA domain containing 3. The transcript is spliced from 2 exons. Gene Ontology annotation, cellular component: nucleus. Gene Ontology annotation, molecular function: transcription regulator activity. The coding region runs from base 365 to 1366 and encodes 333 amino acids. Lineage: Eukaryota; Metazoa; Chordata; Actinopteri; Cyprinodontiformes; Goodeidae. The record is from RefSeq and is a predicted model, not a curated record.